Molecule: messenger RNA, 4003 nt
Organism: Oncorhynchus gorbuscha (pink salmon)
Lineage: Eukaryota; Metazoa; Chordata; Actinopteri; Salmoniformes; Salmonidae
Gene: dlg4a
Product: disks large homolog 4
Exons: 20
Coding region: 25-2238 (737 amino acids)
Biological process (GO): chemical synaptic transmission; postsynaptic neurotransmitter receptor diffusion trapping; AMPA glutamate receptor clustering
Cellular component (GO): postsynaptic density membrane; neuron projection; neuromuscular junction
Molecular function (GO): kinase binding
Source: RefSeq, a predicted model, not a curated record
AUCUCGGUGUGGUAUGCCAAAAAAAUGGGUCGGCGAUUCAUCGACAACGUCCGGAAAGCCAAGAAGCAUCCGCACCAUAUCAUGGGAAAUUCUCCUCCAGUGAUGGUGAACACUGACACACUUGACGGCUCCCCCUACGUCAACGGGACAGAGGGGGAAAUUGAGUAUGAAGAGAUUACACUGGAAAGAGGUAACUCAGGCCUGGGCUUCAGUAUAGCUGGGGGGACAGAUAACCCUCAUGUUGGUGAUGACCCCAGCAUCUUCAUCACCAAGAUCAUCCCUGGAGGAGCUGCGGCCCAGGACGGACGGCUGAGUGUGAAUGACAGUAUCCUGUUUGUAAAUGAUGUUGAUGUGAGGGAGGUGACCCACAGUCUGGCUGUAGAAGCUCUGAAGGAGGCGGGGGCCAUUGUCCGCCUCUACGUGCUGCGCAGGAAACCAGCCGCAGAGAAAGUUACAGAGAUCAAACUCAUCAAAGGGCCCAAAGGUUUAGGUUUCAGCAUCGCUGGAGGAGUGGGUAACCAGCACAUUCCAGGAGACAACAGCAUCUAUGUCACUAAGAUCAUCGAGGGUGGAGCUGCUCACAAGGACCAGCGGCUGCAGAUAGGGGAUAAGAUACUGGCGGUGAACAGUGUGUGUCUGGAGGACGUGAUGCACGAGGAUGCAGUGGGAGCCCUGAAGAACACAGCUGAGGUGGUUUACCUCCGGGUGGCCAAGCCUAACAACCUCUACCUGAACUCCUACAACCCCCCUGACCUCACCAGCACAUACUCCCCUCACAUGGACACAGAUCUUGGCCCCACCUACCUUGGAUCAGAUUACCCACAAGCCCUCACUCCCACCUCGCCCAGUCGCUUCUCUCCGGUGUUGCACAGCUUGAUGGGGGAUGAAGAUCUUCCCAGUCUCCUCCUUCCCCUCCAUUUCUCCUCGUCUCUCCCUGACCCCCCGUCCCUCUCCCUCUCCCCUGCUCUCUCUGUCAGGGAGCCUAGGAGAGUGCUGAUCCACCGGGGUUCUACAGGCCUGGGUUUUAACAUCGUGGGAGGAGAGGAUGGAGAGGGAAUCUUUAUCUCCUUCAUCCUGGCAGGGGGGCCUGCCGACCUCAGCGGAGAGCUGCGCAAGGGCGACCAGAUCCUCAGCGUAAAUGGAGUGGACUUGCGUAUCGCCACCCAUGAGCAGGCUGCAGCAGCCCUGAAGAACGCUGGCCAGACUGUCACCAUCAUUGCCCAAUACAGACCAGAGGAAUACAGCCGUUUCGAAGCGAAGAUCCACGACCUGAGGGAACAGCUGAUGAACAGCAGCAUGGGAUCUGGUCAGACAACACUGAGGAGCAACCCUAAGAGAGGCUUCUACAUCAGGGCCCUGUUUGACUAUGAUAAGACAGCAGACUGUGGUUUCCUGAGCCAGGCGGUGGGCUUCAGGUUUGGUGACGUGCUCCAUGUCCUGGACUGUGGUGAUGAGGAGUGGUGGCAGGCCAGACGGGUCAGUCCUCUGACAGAAGCUGAGGAGGUCGGCUUUAUUCCCAGCAAACGCAGGGUAGAAAGGAAAGAGUGGUCUCGCAUGGGCACAAAAGAAAGGGAUCGCAGUCGAGACAGCCUCGGGUCUCAAGGGAGGGAUGAUUCUCAACACAGCUAUGAAACAGUCACACAAGUGGAGGUCCAUUAUGCGAGGCCCAUCAUCAUAUUGGGUCCUAUAAAGGACAGGGUAAAUGAUGACCUGCUGUCGGAGUUCCCUGACAAGUUUGGGUCUUGUGUCCCUCACACUACACGGCCCAAGCGUGAGUACGAGGUGGACGGGCGGGACUACCACUUUGUGUCGUCGCGGGAACAAAUGGAGAAGGACAUCCAGAGCCACCGUUUCAUCGAGGCGGGCCAGUACAACAGCCACCUGUACGGCACCAGCGUCCAGAGUGUUCGCCAGGUGGCAGAGCAGCAAGGAAAACACUGUAUACUGGACGUGUCGGCCAAUGCUGUCCGCAGACUACAGGCCGCUCAGCUUCACCCUGUCGCCAUCUUUGUCCGGCCCAAGUCACUGGAGAAUGUCCUAGAGAUCAACACUCGACUGACAGAAGAGCAGGCCAGAAAGGGCCUGGACCGUGCUCUCAAACUGGAACAGGACUUUCUAGAGUGUUUCUCAGCUGUGGUGGAAGGAGACAGCUUCGAGGAGGUUUACCACAAGGUGAAGACGGUGAUCGAGGAGCAGUCGGGGCCUUACAUCUGGAUCCCCACCCGGGAGAGGCUGUGAGGCUGCCCCAUAACCCACCCCCAACCCCCCAACCACCCUCAGACAGUCUGCCCUCCAGCCCAACCAGGGCAGAGAGACAGAGAGAGAAAGACACAGAGAAAGACAGACAGAGGGACACGUGAAGAUAGAGACAGGAGGGGAAACAUAAUCACACAGAGAGAGAGAGAGACACAGAAUAACACUAAAAGAGACACAUGAAUAGAAACACAGAGAGAUAGACAUGGACGGUAUUUAAUAAAUAUGAAUAUAUUCUCAAUGUGUGGUGAGUACUGAGAAAGACUGGACAGGGGUGACCCAGUUGGGUGUGGCAGGGCGGGGCAGGGUUGCGUCCCCGGAUUAGCACAGGGUAAAUGAUCCACCAUCUCUCCCUCUCCUUCUCUCUGUCUCAUUGGCUGCCUUUGACAUCCCCGCCGACAAGGUGGCAAAACCAUCAGCAUCCAUCUGAUCCUUCCUUUUUUAUAUCCCUUAGCCUUCUCUCCUCCUCCUGUCUCCCCUCUCCUUUCAGGACAUGAAAAGGAGGGAGAGAGAGAGAGAGAGAGAGAAGGAGAGUGCAUAGCCUAUGGAAGGACACACAGAUCCUAUUGGGUCCCUCUAAUCCAGAGGAGGCUCUUUUCUAGUGAAGAGGCUUUGCUCUAUGAACAACAUCCCACUAACCAAGACAGGCAUUUGCUCAAUCACCCACGAAAAGCAUUGCAAGAACAUUUUUAAAAAGCAGCACAAAUGAAAACUCAGAAGUUGAACUUGUGCAUGCGUCCUCAGAGGACUCAGAGAUGGGAGUUGAGGAAAAUGACGGAUAUUAUGAAGACCCUAUAGAGAAAAAGAAGAAGAAGAAGAAUGGCCACCCGUCUUUCUGUUUUCCCCUCCUUUUUGAUGGUGGGAGGUUUUUAGCAUGUCUCUACAGAGAGAGGAGCAGAGCGGUGCAGACAGGGGAAGAGGGGGGUGUCUUUUCUCGUGUGCAAACUCACUAUGUGCAUUGACAAUGGAAGACCUCACAGUAUAACCACUGGGUCUCGUCUGUACCGCACACACAGUCAGCCGUACAGUAGUACCAUUCUAAUCCACCUGGCUGUUCUCCAAAAGCACUGGUUGUUCUGCCUGUUUGCAACAGGCAGGUAGAUCCCAGGCUGAAUGUUCUCUUAAUGCACAACAGCAUAAUUCUUAUGUUCAGCUCUUUAGUGUGAAGAGCACCGCAGCCAAUUCUCUGAUCACUCUUCCAAAAAGACCCCUCAACAACCCACACACAGUGUUCUCACUGGCCGCUCUGAGCAGUGGUGUGUGUGUGUGUGUGUGUGUGUGUGUGUGUGUGUGUGUGUGUGUGUGUGUCUUCCUCCCGACCACUCUUUCUCUGCCUCUUUCUUUCUCUCGCUCUAUGUUUCGUCACACAUGAAGGCUACUUAUAUAUAACACGUUUAACAGACAAAAUGGCCUAUAUAAAUAUAUAUUUUUAAUGACGAUUUCUAACAGGAGUUGGAGACUGUAAAAUGUAAAUCUCUUCAACAAUUUUCCAUUGCUUUCUUUGGGUAAUGUUUCUCUUGUGUUUGGUGAUUUGUUUUGGUCAUUGACUUUGCUUGAUUUCCCCCUCCACACAACACAGUCCUGACAAACAAACACACAAAGAAACACAUUAUACCUGAGAUAUACCUGAACUAUACCUGAGAUAUACCUGAGAAAUACCUGAAUACCUGAACUAUAACUGAACUAUACCUGAGCUAUACCUGAGCUAUACCUGAAAUAUACCCGAGCUAUACCUGAAAUAUACCUGAGA